UGAGCUACAGUACUCUGCCUCUGCGAUUCACAAGGCCAGCUAGCGAUUAUGGGAAACUGGCUGUCCGGCUGGUCAUCUGACGGGUCAUCUGGCUAUUCAUCUGGCUGGUCAUCUGGUGGGUCUUCGGGGGUGCCCUCCGGGCCAGCGCACAAGCCAGAAGAGUCUACCCAGGCAAACCUCCAACCCAAUGAAAAAUGUCUGAAACAGAUUGGGGUGACCUCAGUGCCAUCGCACAAGCUAGAGGAGUAUAUCCAGGCAAAUCUCAAACCCUGCGAAGAAUCUCUGAAGCAGAUAGACCAGGAAGUGGAUGUCAUUUGUUGCCUGCUGCUCAUUAAGGAGUUCCCUGUGACAAGAGUGGCUAAGGGUGGCUCCUAUGGCCGGGAAACUGUCCUAAGAGGAUGCUCUGAUGGUACCCUUGUUCUGUUCAUGGGUGAUUUCCAGAAGUUCCAGGAUCAGAAGAAAUACCAAGAUAAACUCCUCGACUUGAUUGAACAACUGCUGAAAAGCCAGGAGAGAUACAAGAAGUCAGUAAAGCGUGGAGACACCCUGAUAGUACAAGUGUCUAAACCAGGGCAGAAUAUACUCUUGCAGUUACUUCCAGCCUUCGAUCCUCUGACCAAUCAUAGGCCUCCGCUGCAAGCAGCCUAUCUGGAUCUCAAAAAAUCCAUGGAUGCAGUAAGAGCAUCACCAGGGGAGUUCUCAGACUGCUUCACCACACUGCAGUGGCAGUUUUUCAAGAAAUAUCCCAGAAAACUGAAGGAUUUGAUCCUAUUGGUUAAGCACUGGUACCAACAGUGCCAGGAGAAAUGGAAAAUACCCCCACCUCAGCCAUUGCUGUAUGCACUGGAACUGCUCACUGUGUAUGCCUGGGAACAGGGCUGCCAAGCUGAAGACUUCGACAUGGCACAAGGUGUUAGGACCGUGCUGCAACUCAUCAGUCAGCAGACAAAGCUGUGUGUCUACUGGACGGUCAACUACAACUUUGAGGAUGAGACAAUCCGGAACAACCUUCUGUACCAGCUCAAUUCCCCAAGACCAGUCAUCUUGGAUCCAACUGACCCAACCAACAACGUGGGCAAAGAUGCUGAGUUCUGGCAGCUACUGGCAGAGGAAGCUCAGGACUGGCUACGCUCUCGCAGCCUGAAUGUGUCACCUGCACCAUAUUGGGAAGUUCUGCCCAUGCCACUUUUCAUCACCCCAAGCCAUUUACUGGACAAGUUCAUCUCUGACUUCCUCCAGCCAAACAAGGUCUUCCUAAAGCAGAUCAAAGAAGCUGUUAACAUUAUCUGUUCCUUCCUUAAAGAGAAGUGCUUCCAGAAUUCUGGCACCAAAGUCCUGAAGAUCAUCAAGGGAGGAUCCACUGCCAAAGGCACAGCUCUGAAGCAGGGAUCAGAUGCUGACAUCGUACUGUUCCUCAGCUCGCUGGAGAGUUAUGACUCUCUACAAGACAAGCGCUGCUGGUUCGUCCAGGAGAUCAAGGAGCAGUUAGAAGCCUACAAGCAGGCCCUUGAGGUGGAGGUGGAGUUUGAGAAAUCAAAAUGGAAGGCCCCCAGGGUGCUGAGUUUUACCUUGAAAUCCAAGAGUCUCGAUGAAAGUGUUGAGUUUGAUGUCCUUCCUGCCUGUGAUACACUAGGUCAACUGCGUUCUGACUCCACCUCCAGGACCUCCAGGACCAAAGCCUACAAGAAGCUGAUUGAGCUGUAUACAUCACAGGAUAUCCCUAAAGGAGGAGAGUUUUCAGUUUGUUUUACAGAGCUACAGAGAAACUUCAUUGAAACCCGGCCCACCAAACUGAAGGGUCUGAUCCGCCUGGUCAAGCACUGGUACAAACAGUAUGAAAGGAAGAUGAAGCCAAAAGCAUCUUUGCCCCCAAAGUACGCCCUGGAGCUGCUCACCGUGUAUGCCUGGGAGCAUGGCAGUGGCACAGAUGACUUCGAGACUGCUGAAGGCUUCCGGACCGUCCUGGACUUGGUCAUAAAAUACCGGCAGCUCUGCAUCUUCUGGACAGUCAAUUACAACUUCGAAGAGGAGUACAUUAGGAUGUUCCUACUGACCCAGAUCCAGAAAAAGAGGCCUGUGAUCCUGGAUCCAGCAGAUCCCACCGGCGACGUGGGAGGAGGUGACCGCUGGUGUUGGCAUCUUCUAGCUGAAGAAGCAAAGGAGUGGCUGUCUUCCCCCUGCUUCCAAGUGGGGGAAAAAAACCCUGUACAGCCGUGGAAAGUGCCAGUACCUAGAGAUCCAGAGACAAAUGACAUGGUGGGACUAGUCUCUCCAGGAGGGAUCUUGUGGCAGUACCAAGGCUUUUUAUCCUUUGUUUAG
This is a messenger RNA of Arvicanthis niloticus (Nile rat), 2319 nucleotides long. The record is from RefSeq and is a predicted model, not a curated record. NCBI's taxonomy places the organism in Eukaryota, Metazoa, Chordata, Mammalia, Rodentia, Muridae.